UUCACCAGUUCAGUUAUGGUAAUUUUCCGGGUAGAAACAAUUUUCUAUAUGAGUGGUUCCUCUAUUCACAUGCCCUUUUUAUAGAGCUAUUCCGUUCUAUAUAUGGGUUCCUGAUUUGCCGCCUUUACUAAGUGAAAGUGAGAUCAAAACAGCCUUUGUAAGCAAUAGGAACGCCUAGAUGAGAGGAAGGGGACCUUUUACAGUGUGGCGCACAUUUGGUGGUUGCUACGGUGGCAGUUACCUCAGAACUAAAAUAUGGCUGGACAAAUAUCAGAAUCAGAUCAGAUCAAGCAGUUUAAGGAAUUUCUUGGAACAUACAACAAACUAACAGAAACCUGCUUCCUAGAUUGUGUGAAAGAUUUCACUAGCCGAGAAGUGAAGCCAGAAGAAAUAACUUGUUCAGAACACUGUUUACAGAAGUAUUUAAAAAUGACCCAGAGGAUAUCUAUGAGAUUUCAGGAGUAUCAUAUUCAGCAGAACGAAGCAUUGGCUGCCAAAGCAGGACUUCUCAGCCAGCCCCGUUAGAAAACAGCAGAUUGUCCCACAUGAAGGAGUGCCAGCAUUGCCUAUACUACAAGUGAGAAUGCCUGGUGUCUAGUGCUAUUCUAGCAACACCUACCACCAGCUGAAAAUAGGAUUGCUUAAAGAAUGAUUCAGUUGUCUCGAAAUAUCUGGUCUACAGUUGGGAUUGAACAGCCAUGGAGUUUAUGGAGCUUUUUUCAAGAUUGUCUUUUACUGUAAUGCAGGAAUAAUGUUGAUUCCAUCUUUUCUGGAAAGAUGGGUUGGUUCUACAUGUUAAUCGGUUACAGAUAAAGAACGAAAACAUAUCUUAUUUUUUAUUGUUUCUAAUACAGUGAUUAUUCAUUUUAAAAGAAAAAUCUGUUGUCCAAAAUUAUAUGUAAAAGUGUCUAAAACAAGCUUUAUUUUUUAUUUAAUCAAAGUAAAAGAG
This is a messenger RNA of Ahaetulla prasina, 949 nucleotides long. It is a transcript of the gene TIMM9, whose product is annotated as translocase of inner mitochondrial membrane 9. The record is from RefSeq and is a predicted model, not a curated record. The transcript has 4 exons. Bases 256 to 525 code for a protein of 89 amino acids. NCBI's taxonomy places the organism in Eukaryota, Metazoa, Chordata, Lepidosauria, Squamata, Colubridae.